AUGGGAAAAGCAGCAGUGACCCCAGUGGACAGUUGCCCUUCGUGUGAUUCCUCACGCAAUGUCUCAGCAACCCCAGACCACGGUGGCACUGCAUGCAAACUACCUGUCCUUGCUCAUGACGCUGCCAAGGACAAAAUGGAAGUGGACGAGCAAGUUGGCGAGACUUCUGGUGCUGCUGAGGCCCGUCUCUUGCUCGAUCUGACCCUCAUGACACCUGGCUCGGGCCACAGCGAACCCUUGAGCUCCAACGGAGAGGUGGUCAUAAAGGGGUCCUCUCCAUUGGAUGAUGGUGAGCGACAUGAACUGCCCCCUGCCGAUAAGGUUUUCGCGUGCACCUAUUGCAAGAAACGCUUUAAGUCGUCGCAGGCGCUCGGGGGCCACCAGAACGCGCACAGGCACGAACGUCUGAUCACGAAAAGGCAGCAAGAACUUGCUGCCUUGAGUGGGUAUGGGCCGCCUUCGACUCUGACCUAUGGGUACGGCGGUUUCAAUUCGCGCUAUUCAGAUGUCCAUCCGUUCCCGGCUCUCGGACCGCUCAACCAACUGGCCCUGCCUGGCGUGGGGAUGGAUCAGCCCAUGAUCCGCAGGCUCCAAAAAUCAUGGAACCAGCCGGGAUCGCGGGUCAUGCAAAACAGGCCGUCGCUCGGGCAUCCACACAUGAUGGCCUCACCCCUGCCAAGGAUGGAGGGCAUGCCUUAUGCUCCUAAUAACUCUUUUAAUAAUUUCAAUGAUGCAGGAUUUCUGGGCCAAUUUAGGGCUCCUCCUCCUCCAGCAUCUAAUCAUUAUCAACAGGGCGGUGGUGCAAUGAUGCACAGCUUUCAAGGUCCUUCAAGCAUUCUCGGCCCGAAUGUGGGAAUGAGGACGGUUGCUGAUGGGUGGGGCAGCAGCGGCGAGGGCGGUGGCAGCAGCGGUGUCCUACUGGGAAAGAGGGAUGAUCAGCUGAAGACCGUCCAUGGAGAACUAGAUUUGACUCUCAAGCUAUAA
This is a messenger RNA of Syzygium oleosum, 984 nucleotides long. Its product is annotated as zinc finger protein 1-like. The transcript has a single exon. NCBI's taxonomy places the organism in Eukaryota, Viridiplantae, Streptophyta, Magnoliopsida, Myrtales, Myrtaceae. Bases 1 to 984 code for a protein of 327 amino acids. Gene Ontology annotation, biological process: negative regulation of abscisic acid-activated signaling pathway. The record is from RefSeq and is a predicted model, not a curated record.